UGAAAGGCAUAGGUGUGUGUGCGGGCGGGCGUGCUGUAGGUUGUGAGAAGUCUUGUUAGGGCCUGCCUGGAAUGUCGGGAUGCCAAGCUAGAGAGAGGCUGGCUGCCCGAACGACAGAGGAAGAAAGGUGUUUCAUGUGAAUGGUCCAAGAUCUGUAGAAUGGCGAAACAGGUUUCUUCUCGAUCGUUAGUUCUAUGAUGGCUUCUCCAGGAUCGCAACGGGGGAUGAGAAUAUUUGUGAAACAGCAGCAUCCCCCCUGGACAAAGUGAAGGACACAAACGACCGAGGCACAGCAUGACUCGAGGUGGGGUGAAGGGAAUAUGCCAUUCUGUGCAAACCUGCAAAACUAAAGAGAGCGGACUACUAGUUGGAUGGAACCUGUCAGCAUGGAAUCUCCACACCACUUGGUCCAGAUGUAUCCGGAGUAUCGCAACAACAACAUAAUUUCCCUGCACUAUAACUACACAGGAAAGCUCCACAGUAGCAAAUACAAGGGAAGCCUCAAAGCUGACGCCAUUGUCUUCCUGGUGGUGUGUGUCUUCAUUGUGCUAGAAAAUCUAGUAGUUCUGCUGGCCAUAUGGAGGAACAAGAAAUUCCAUUCACCCAUGUAUUACCUGCUCGGGAAUCUAACCCUUUCGGACCUACUGGCUGGGGUAGCCUAUGCUGCUAAUAUCAUCCUGUCUGGGGCCAGCACCCUCCGCCUGACUCCUACCCAGUGGUUCCUGCGCGAAGGGGGAGUCUUUGUCACACUUGCGGCGUCUGUCCUCAGCCUCCUUGCAAUUGCUGUUGAGAGACACGUCACUAUGAUUCGCAUGCGACUCUAUCAUGGGAAGAAGAAAGGGCGGAUGCUCCUGCUGGUGGGUACCAGUUGGGCAUCUUCUAUCUUGCUUGGGGUGCUGCCCAUCCUGGGCUGGAACUGCCUGGAUCGCCUUCCUGCAUGUUCUACAGUGCUGCCUCUCUAUUCCAAGCACUACGUCCUCUUCUGCAUUACCAUUUUUUUGGCCAUCCUGCUCUCCAUCGUGGUGCUUUAUGCCCGUGUGUACUGCAUGGUCACGUUUAAUCGGCGGCGCUUGGGCAGCCUUCAUGCAGGGACACUAAAAAAAUCCAAGAAGCAUAUGUCCUUGUUGAAAACGGUGACCGUGGUGGUGGGCACAUUCAUUGCCUGCUGGCUCCCCCUGUUUCUUCUCCUACUGCUGGAUGUGGCAUGCCAGACCCAAGGCUGCAGCCUGUUAUACAAGGCAGAUUAUUUCCUGGGCUUGGCCAUGAUGAACUCUUUACUGAAUCCCAUCAUUUAUACCCUCACCAGUAAGGACCUGAGACGAGCCAUCUUCAAGCUACUGUGCUGCCUUCUGACAGUCACACCAGGUGCAGAGGAAAGCCGAGGAAAGCACUUUGGUCUCCCCAUACUGGAGGGCAGCACCAGCAAGUCAGACCGCUCCUCACACCAGGGGGAGGGGCCCAAUGCCAGCCUGUCAGCCAGGAAUGGGACCCUCACAGCUAGCAAUGCCGUAGUGUCAAAAGCCGCUCAUUGAAUUCCUCUGUACGCUCUGCUUUUGGUGGGAGUGCUGGGGCAUGUGUAGGCAGGGGGAGAGCAGGCUGCUAGAGGCAUGCCUCCUAGCCGAAUGAGACCAGAGUCUGUAGGAGUCCCAGUCUGGAAUGGCAGGCAGAAAAACUGAGGACCAGGACAGAAGAGUAGGGAAUUUGGGCUCGAUCUAGCUGUGGCCUAGGCAGUCAUCAAGGCCUGGCCAGGAUGCAUUUACAGCCAGCCAGCCCGCCAGCCAAAGAGGAACCGAUAUAUUCCCUAGGAGGAUGGAGCCACUGUGGGCCCAGGGAGGCCAAUACUGUCCCUUUCUCUUUCCCUUGACAGUCUUUUAACUAGGAUUGAGCUGUCACUCUUGACCCCAGGAUGGAAAAUCAGGGUGCUGCUCCAGAUCAUCUACUCAAUUUGGUGCCAGUUUGAUGUCAUGGUUAAGAGCAGCAGGACUCUAAUCCGGAGAGCCAGGUUUGAUUCCCCACUUCUCUGCUUGAAGCCAGCUGGGUGACCUUGGGUCAGUCACAGCGCUCUCAGAGCUCUCUCAACCCCAUCUGCCUCACAGGGCGAUUGUUGCAGGCAGGGUUUUUUUUCUGGGAAAAGAGGUGGCGGAACUCUCAAGAGGGAAAUGAGGAAGAAACACACAGGAUUCUUUGAAAUAAUAUUAUUUUCAAGCACUAUUGCUGAGUAUUUUCAAGAGGUGCCGGAACUCCAUUCCACCACGUUCCCCCUGAAAAAAAGCCCUGGUUGUGAGGAUAAUAAUAGCACACUUUGUAAAGUGCUCCGAGUGGGUGUUAAGUUGUCCCAAAGAGCAGUAUAUAAAUCUAAUGUUGUUGUUGUUGUUGUUUACCCUGGGGUGAUUAACAAUAACAGAGCAACACGGUCAAUGCUAUAGCCAAACAAGUAAUAUCCCGUGUGUAAUAAAGUCUUAUCUCCAUAAACAUACAAUCAACAAUAUAUUUAUUAAUUAAGUUAUCUCCUAUUAUAUAACCAGGACUCAUACCACAUAUUACAAUGCAAUUAUAGUUUCAAUUUGUAGGCGUCAUACAUACUCCAACCAAUCAAUUAAAGUGUCUCGUGCUCUAAAUCCUAUUAUCCAUACUAUUAAAGUGCAAUUGCUUUCCGGUGUCACUUGACACAAUUUAUCAUAUAUGGAGUCAAUUUCGCCUUAUAUUUCAGUUCAAUGUGUGUACGGUCCAAGGUUGAUCCCAGACACUGUGCCGGUCACACAGGAGAUAUAGGAGAUAACUUAAUUAAUAAAUAUAUUGUUGAUUGUAUGUUUAUGGAGAUAAGACUUUAUUACACACGGGAUAUUACUUGUUUACCCUGGGGUGACAUAGAGGUAGGCCAGAGGGGGACUAGAAAGCCUAGAGAGCCUCAGCAACCUCUUGUGAAACAAACUUCAUCCUGGUUUCUGUGGCCUCGCUCCAAACUGCUUGCUUCUGGGCCCUCCCACAGGAUAAUUAAUGCCUUCAGUCCAAGAACUCCACGAAAGGGUAGAAGGGAAUUAGUGGUCUAGAAGGCUGUAUCUGGAUUAGACUGGAUCCUUUCCACUCACCGUGAAAUGGUGGUUUAUAAACCAAGCUACCUGUUCAGUGUUUUCAGGAAUACACAUUUUGAGUUUAUGUGAUGCUGUUGUUAAAUUAAGAACCACACUGGGCCAAACCUACUUGCGUGUCUUUUAAAACAUGAUGUUAAUAAAAGUAUUAAUACAAAAUUUUGUUGGCUUUGUAAUUUUAUUAUUAUCUUUUACUUUACAAAAUUUAUAUCCCACCUUUCUACCCUUAUAAGGGCCACCGAGGUGGCUAACAAAUUAAAAGCUUAAAUAAUAAAAUCUCAUCUUAAAAACCAUUAAACCCAGAAAAAUCACAUAAUUAAAACAAUUAAAACAAAAGCACAUACAAAAACAUAAAAACAACUACUAAAACAGUAAAUGGAGGCAUACGUUCUCAACAAUGGAGAGAUGGCUUACUGCUUUGCUCAUCUGAACAGGGUCUCUUGCAGGUGCCAGUCUGCACAUGGGGAAAAUCAACAGCAGCCCGUACACGGGCUUUCUCUGUGGUGGCCCCUACCCUAUGGAACGGCCUGCCUGGGGAGGUCAGGAGAGCCCCCACCCUCCUGGCUUUCCACAAACAACACAAAACUGAAUUAUUCAAAAAGGCCUUUUUUCUCAGCUAAGAGGGCGGUAUUGUAGGAAAGGGGUCCCAGAUGUUUCCUUAAUGAGUUAGGAACCAUAGAUUUCACCAUUAUGUUGCCUUACAUAUUAUCUGUUGCUUUAAAUAUGUACUCCUAUAUACUACCUGUGCUUCAUGUUGUUUAAUGUAAGUCAUAGAAUUGACUAUGUUUUGUUUCAGCAAUUCUUCAACCCCAUAGUGGAUCCUUGCUAAUACUAUGUCUUUGUAAACUUGUAUUCAUUUACCUUAUGACAUUGUUUAUGGAAAUGUUCUUGACACUGUAUGGAAAUGCCUGCCCUUGUCCUUGCCACUGAUUGUACUAAUCCCACACUAUGUAAUCCGCUAGAGUCUCAGUGAGAAAGGCAGAAUAUAAAUGACAUUAA
Molecule: messenger RNA, 4088 nt
Organism: Eublepharis macularius
Lineage: Eukaryota; Metazoa; Chordata; Lepidosauria; Squamata; Eublepharidae
Product: sphingosine 1-phosphate receptor 1-like
Exons: 2
Coding region: 372-1532 (386 amino acids)
Biological process (GO): G protein-coupled receptor signaling pathway
Cellular component (GO): membrane
Molecular function (GO): sphingosine-1-phosphate receptor activity
Source: RefSeq, a predicted model, not a curated record